AUGGUUUCCUCAGAGUUUUCCGAUAGGCCCUUGAAGAAGCUCGUUCUUUUCGACGUUGAUGGUACUCUUAGUCCGGCGCGUCAGGCUGUAUCUCCGGCGGUCACCAAAGCCUUGCAGGAUCUCAGGAAAAAAGUAGUUAUCGGAUUUGUUGGAGGCUCAGAUUUCGUAAAGAUUUCCGAGCAGCUCUCUGUAUCUGGUAGCAACGUGGUCGAUGAUUUCGAUUACGCCUUUGCAGAGAAUGGACUCACGGCGUAUAAAUCGGGGAAACUCCUUGCCACUCAAUCCUUCAUCAAGUUCCUCGGCGAAGAAAGAUAUAAAACACUCGUCAAUUUCAUUCUGCACUAUGUUGCAGACUUAGAUAUUCCAAUUAAACGUGGAACCUUUGUAGAGUUCAGAAAUGGCAUGAUCAAUGUCUCUCCCCUCGGGCGUAACGCGACUAUCGCAGAAAGGAACGAAUUUGAGGCAUACGACAAGAAACAGGGCAUUCGAGCGGCGUUCGUGAAGGUCUUGCAAGAAAAAUUCGCUGAUUAUGGCCUAACCUUCUCGAUCGGCGGUAAAAUCUCGUUUGACAUCUUCCCUCAAGGCUGGGACAAGACGUACGCGUUAAGACACGUUGAGCAAGAAGGAUUUGAAGAAAUUCACUUCUUCGGUGACAAAACAUACAAGGGUGGCAACGACUAUGAGAUUUUCUCGGACCCCCGCACUAUUGGCCAUUCUGUGGAUAACCCUGAUGAUACUAUCAGAAUACUGAAGGAGGUUUUCCAAAUUUAA
Messenger RNA from Lentinula edodes (shiitake mushroom), 771 nucleotides. RefSeq names its product eukaryotic phosphomannomutase. The transcript has 7 exons. The record is from RefSeq and is a predicted model, not a curated record. NCBI's taxonomy places the organism in Eukaryota, Fungi, Basidiomycota, Agaricomycetes, Agaricales, Omphalotaceae. The coding region runs from base 1 to 771 and encodes 256 amino acids. Gene Ontology annotation, cellular component: cytosol. Gene Ontology annotation, molecular function: phosphomannomutase activity. Gene Ontology annotation, biological process: protein N-linked glycosylation; GDP-mannose biosynthetic process; mannose metabolic process.